AACCAGCAAGUCUCACUUGUUAAAAAGACCCCCUUAAGUUGGAGAAGGCAGAAAGGCAAUAGCAGGAAAGAAAAAGUCGACGUCUGGAAAAAAUUACCCAGUCCCUACUCUGAGAAGCUCAUUGAACUAGGGACUUGAACUGGCCGGCAUCAGCCAAAGAAGACUUUCUCCUGAUGCUGCACAUCUUGGGACGACUUCUGCUGACUCUUCAUGAGAGUAGCUUUUGAAACUGAAAGGACACUUUCUCAUAUACAGAGCUGGGAGCAAGAGGGGGAAAAUUGGUAAUUUAUUUUAAGGGCACAAGCAAUACACGUCGAGAGUUUGAGACCCGACGCUGAAUUUAAAUAAGAAAUACAGAAAAAAAUUACAAUAUCCACUAAAAGUGGGAAGAACAGUGCAUCUUAGGGUCCACAGAACCCCUCUUUUUAAUGUUAUUUUUUAUUUUUUUAAUUUUUUUGGCCGGCCGUCUGAAAUUCAUCUGAUCUCUUAUUACCUCAAUUUUGGGAACUGCUCACUACCAACCCACUGGGACCACACAGCAGGCUGAAGAAGACCUUUAUGACCAAAAGCUGAACAAGAUGCAUUGUGAGAGGUUUGUCUGUAUCCUGAGAAUAAUUGGAACUACCCUUUUUGGAGUCUCCCUUCUCCUGGGGAUCACAGCUGCUUAUAUUGUUGGCUACCAGUUUUUCCAAACAGAAAAUUAUUAUUUCUCUUUUGGACUCUAUGGUGCUUUCUUAGCCUCACAUCUUAUCAUCCAAAGCCUAUUUGCCUUUCUAGAGCACAGGAAAAUGAGAAGAUCACUAGAAACUCCUAUUAAGUUGAACAAAUCUGUGGCUCUUUGCAUUGCUGCAUACCAAGAAGACCCUGAUUACUUAAGAAAAUGUUUACUUUCUGUGAAAAGGCUAACCUAUCCUGGGAUUAAGGUGGUCAUGGUCAUAGAUGGCAAUUCUGACGAUGACCUGUAUAUGCUGGAGAUCUUCAGAGACGUCAUGGGCAGGGACACUGCGGCCACUUACAUCUGGAAGAAUAACUUCCACACAAAAGGCCCUGGUGAGACGGACGAGUCACAUAAAGAGAGCUCACAGUACAUAACCCAACUGGUCUUGUCCAACAAAAGUGUUUGCAUCAUGCAAAAAUGGGGUGGAAAAAGAGAAGUAAUGUACACAGCAUUCAAAGCACUGGGGAGGAGUGUGGAUUAUGUGCAGGUAUGUGAUUCAGAUACCAUGCUUGACCCAGCCUCAUCUGUGGAAAUGGUCAAGGUCUUAGAAGAGGAUCCUAUGGUUGGAGGUGUUGGUGGUGAUGUGCAGAUUUUAAACAAAUAUGAUUCUUGGAUCUCAUUUCUUAGCAGUGUGAGAUACUGGAUGGCUUUUAAUAUAGAGAGAGCUUGUCAAUCCUAUUUCGGCUGUGUACAGUGCAUUAGUGGACCCCUAGGAAUGUACAGAAACUCUUUGCUUCAUGAAUUUGUAGAAGACUGGUACAAUCAAGAAUUUAUGGGCAACCACUGUAGCUUUGGAGAUGACAGACAUCUGACUAAUCGAGUGCUGAGCCUGGGGUAUGCCACAAAAUAUACUGCCAGAUCUAAGUGCCUUACAGAAACACCCAUAGAGUACCUGAGAUGGCUAAACCAGCAGACCCGAUGGAGCAAAUCAUACUUCCGGGAGUGGCUGUACAAUGCCAUGUGGUUCCAUAAACAUCAUUUGUGGAUGACCUAUGAAGCAGUUAUCACUGGAUUCUUUCCUUUCUUCCUCAUUGCCACAGUUAUCCAACUAUUCUAUCGGGGGAAAAUUUGGAAUAUUCUCCUUUUUCUAUUGACUGUCCAGUUUGUGGGCCUCAUCAAGGCUUCCUUUGCCAGCUGCCUAAGAGGGAAUAUCGUCAUGGUCUUCAUGUCCUUAUAUUCGGUGUUGUACAUGUCAAGUUUGCUCCCAGCAAAGAUUUUUGCCAUUGCCACCAUAAACAAGGCAGGGUGGGGCACAUCAGGAAGGAAAACCAUUGUGGUUAACUUUAUAGGACUCAUCCCAGUGUCCGUUUGGUUUACAAUCCUUCUGGGCGGUGUAAUUUUCACCAUUUACAGGGAGUCCAAAAAGGAAUUUAGUGAUUCUAAACAGACAGUUCUUAUCAUCGGUUCAUUAGUCUAUGCAUGCUAUUGGGUUAUGCUGUUGACUCUCUACGUGGUUCUCAUUAGCAAGUGUGGCAGGCGGAAGAAAGAGCAACAGUAUGACAUGGUGCUUGAUGUAUGAGCUGAUGAGCUGACUUCUUAAAGUUUGCGGUCACACACAUACACACCACACUUUAGUCAUCUUCUGUAGGAACUGUAAGGAGCUGGGGGCAUUGGAUAAUGUCACCAAGGGAAAUACUUCACUGCUGCUGGGACUUGAACAUUCAAUUUCUAUGGGUUUAUUUUGAUUCUGCCAAAGUAAAAUGAUAGAUCAAACAAGGAUAAACUCAGAUUUAACCUGUUAUUUCUAUGAAAAUGAGAUGAAUUCUUCGUUUAUGCACUUUUUUCCUUACUGUGCAUACGCCUGACAGUGUUUUUGCCUCAUAUACCUCACUAGUCAUGCUUAUGUGGGUUCUCAAGCAAGAAAAGCAUUGGAAAUCUCAAGGAAAAGUUCUUUCAACUUUCACAACCUAAUUUAUGGACUGUUUUGAUAGAUUUUUAAAAAAAAGAAUUUUUAGAAAAGGUCUUCGGUUUUAGUUUGCCAAACACAAUGCCAAAGGAGAAUUUGAAAGCCCAAUGGCUUGGCUGUAUUUUUAUACUAUUGUAUUGUGUGUUUUUGUUUUGUAUGAUGACUUUUCCAACACAAUUUUUGCAUAUUCUUUAUUCUACUUUUCUGCCAAAACCCACCUGUACUUCCUUUUUAGACAGAUUUCAAAAGAAUUCAUACUUAAAAGACAAAAAACAAACCUGCCCAAAAUGUGAAGCUUUGUUGGCUGAUGCUGUUCAUGACAGAAAGAAUAAAACGUUUCUCUCUGCCUUUUAAACUGAAUAGUUAUUUCUAUGAGAAGGCAAUGUAGAUUUCAGUCUUUUACCUUUGGAUUUCCAUUCUAUUUCAAAAAGGCUAAUAAAAUUGUCCAACUUUUAUGGAGGAAAAAAAUCAUAUUUUUGUAUGCAUCAAAAAUACAUCAUUUUAAAUCAAGGCCAAAGGGGUAAAUAAGUGCAAUUUUGUCAUAACUGAGUUAAAGGGAACCCUGGUUCUCAAAGGAAAAUGCUAGGCACACAUCACUGUUCAGAAUGUGUGUAUUUUUGUGGGUUUAAAAAUGCACAAUAGAUUGAGUUUAAUAUGCUUUGGACCUACAGCCCAUAUUUACACAGACCAAGUGAAGUGAAGAGCUAAAGCAAUUAUUUGGCUCUUUUCUGACAUGUCUUACAGAUUUUCCAAAUAGAUAAUUGUUCAACUUCCACUUGACUUCGCCUGUGUAGACAGAGGGUAAAACCAGCCCCAUAUGGUCAAAAUCAAAAAGAGUUGGGCACAAUGUAGUGGUCUUGCAGCCUAUCGAUCAAUAUCCUGUUUAAUUCAAAUCAGAAGAUUUCCCUCCAAAAGUACACAGAAUUACACAGAUCACCUGAACUCUCCCUCUCUUGACUUAUAUUGACAUAGCUACACAGUACAAGGGAAAGAGAAGACCAGUACCUAUCUCUUGAAUCUGGGCAUAUAGAAAACCAAACUGGAUAUUCUGGGUACCCACCCUCCCUCCACCCCCAAAACAUACACACACACACACACACACACACACACACACACACACACACACUCUACUUUAGGGCCUCAGUUAUCCAGACUGGUGGACUGGUGGCUGGCACUACAAAUCUUUUCCUAUACUUUGUGCUGUGUAGACUUGGGCUAAAAACAUGUUUGGAACCCAUA
Molecule: messenger RNA, 3863 nt
Organism: Phascolarctos cinereus (koala)
Lineage: Eukaryota; Metazoa; Chordata; Mammalia; Diprotodontia; Phascolarctidae
Gene: HAS2
Product: hyaluronan synthase 2
Biological process (GO): hyaluronan biosynthetic process; extracellular matrix assembly; polysaccharide biosynthetic process
Cellular component (GO): plasma membrane
Molecular function (GO): hyaluronan synthase activity
Source: RefSeq, a predicted model, not a curated record